AUGUUAUUACGAGAUCCAAAAAGUGUAGCAUAUCGUUAUCCUUAUCGUGUGCAAUUGCCCUCAUUUUUGCCUCAACAAAUACAGAUUCUAUAUAUGGGAUUAAGUGUUUUAGUUAUUGCUCUUCAAGUUGUUGCGACAGAUUAUCUAAGUAGUAAGGAGGUGUCAACUUCCGGUUAUGGUGUAAGCUGGUAUAAAUAUGAUCAACGUUUUCAAAAAUCACUUAUUAUUUUUCUGGCCAAUGCUCAGAGACCAUUCGUAUUUACAGCAGGUGGAUUUAUGAACCUUUCACUUCCUAGUUUUGCUGGUAUUAUAACGAAAUCGUAUUCGCUCAUCGCACUUCUACGUCAAGUAUAUGGAAGAUGA
Messenger RNA from Teleopsis dalmanni, 363 nucleotides. Its product is annotated as odorant receptor 43a-like. Gene Ontology annotation, cellular component: plasma membrane. Lineage: Eukaryota; Metazoa; Arthropoda; Insecta; Diptera; Diopsidae. Gene Ontology annotation, biological process: sensory perception of smell; detection of chemical stimulus involved in sensory perception of smell. Gene Ontology annotation, molecular function: odorant binding; olfactory receptor activity. The coding region runs from base 1 to 363 and encodes 120 amino acids. The record is from RefSeq and is a predicted model, not a curated record. The transcript is spliced from 3 exons.